CCGCUCCCUUCCCGCCGGCGCGCGGCCGGGCGCAGCGCACUGUGGGAAGGAGGCGGUUCGUGUCCCCGCGGAGGGCGGCGGUGAAUCCUCCCGGCCGCUCACAGCAGUGUGGAGCCGCUUCCCCACCCUGCCCCUACCCCUCCUCCCCCCUUCCUUCCUCCCUCCCUCCCCCCCGUCCUCCUCCUCCUCCUCCACCCCACACACGCACACCCCUCCCCCCCCCCCGGCCCGCCGAUUUAAAGGGGCAGCGGCGUCAAUCUGCGGGACCAUGCCGAACUUCUGUGCGGCUCCCAACUGCACCCGCAAGAGCACCCAGUCCGACCUGGCCUUCUUCCGCUUCCCCCGGGACCCCGUCAGAUGUCAAAGAUGGGUAGAGAACUGUCGAAGGGCAGAUUUAGAAGAUAAAACUCCAGAUCAACUCAACAAGCAUUACAGAUUGUGUGCUAAACAUUUUGAGACUUCUAUGAUAUGUCGAAGCAGCCCUUACAGAACGGUUUUACGGGAUAAUGCUGUGCCAACUAUAUUUGAUCUUACGAGUCAUUUGAACAAUCCACACAGCAGACAUCGGAAAAGGAUAAAAGAGCUGAGUGAAGAUGAAAUAAGGACACUGAAGCAACAAAAGAUUGAUGAAGCUUUUGAGCGGGAACAGGCAACUCAAGAAUUGAAUGAAAGCAAUGAACAAAAUGCCGUCUCGGAGGAAGGAGGGGAAGAACAAGAGGAAGAAGCUGUUCCCUUAACACUGGAAGAAAGAGAAAACAAAGAUUACCUGAAAUCUUUGUUUGAAAUUUUGAUCCUAAUGGGUAAACAAAAUAUUCCUUUGGAUGGCCAUAGUGUUGAUGAGCUUCCAGAAGGUAUUUUUACUUCAGAUAACUUUCAGGCUCUGCUGGAAUAUAGAAUUAAUGCUGGGGAUGAAGUUCUGAGGAAACGAUUUGAGAUGACUGCAGUCAAUCUUGAGUAUUGUUCAAAAACUCAGCAGAAACAAAUGCUUGAGAUCUGUGAAAGCUGUGUUAGAGAAGAGACACUGAGGGAAGUGAGAGACUCGCACUUCUUUUCUAUUGUCACCGAUGAAGUAGUAGACAUAGCGGGAGAGGAGCAUUUGCCGGUGUUGGUGAGGUUUGUUGAUGAUUCUCAUAAUCUAAGAGAAGAAUUCAUAGGGUUUUUACCUUAUGAAGCUGAUCCUGAAAUCUUAGCUGUAAAGUUCCACACGACUAUUACUGAAAAGUGGGGACUAAACAUGGAGUACUGCCGCGGCCAAGCCUACAUCGUCUCCAGCGGGUUUGCUUCUAAAAUGAAAGUUGUGGCUACAAGACUCUUGGAAAAGUACCCACAAGCUGUGUACACGCUGUGUUCCUCUUGUGCCUUAAACGUUUGGCUGGCAAAAUCCGUUCCUGUCGUUGGCGUUUCCAUUGCGUUAGGAACAAUCGAAGAAGUUUACUGUCUUUUUAAUCAGUCUCCGCAAUUACUGUUAGAACUGGACAACACAAUUUCUGUUCUUUUUCAGAACAAUGAGGAGAAGGGUAAUGAGCUGAAGGAGAUCUGCCGUUCUCACUGGACAGGCAGGCACGAUACUUUUGAGGUUUUAGUGGACCUCAUGCAAGCGUUGGUACUGUGCUUGGAUGCGGUAAGCAGCGACUCAUCCAUCAGGUGGAACAACUUCAUUGCCGGCCGAGCGUUUGUACUUUCAAGUGCAUUAACAGAUUUUGACUUCAUUGUCACUAUUGUAAUUCUGAAAAAUGUCCUGUCUUUUACAAGAGCGUUUGGAAAAAAUCUCCAAGGACAAACAUCAGAUGUGUUCUUCGCGGCUAGCAGCUUAACAGCAGUGUUGCAUUCUCUGAAUGAAGUGAUGGAGAACAUUGAAGUUUACCAUGAAUUUUGGUUUGAGGAGGCAACAAAUUUGGCUACCAAACUGGAUGUACAAAUUAAACUCCCAGGGAAAUUUCGCAGGGCUCAACAAGGUAACUUGGACUCUGAAGUAACGUCAGAAAAUUACUACAAAGAAAUCCUUAGUGUCCCCACAGUGGAGCAUAUUAUUCAAGAAUUGAAAGAUAUAUUCUCAGAACAACAUUUAAAAGCUCUUAAGUGUUUAUCAUUGGUGCCCUCGGUCAUGGGGCAGCUGAAAUUCAAUACGUCUGAGGAGCAUCACGCUGACAUGUAUAAAAAUGACUUGCCUAAUCCAGACACACUUUCUGCUGAGCUUCAUUGUUGGAGAAUCAAGUGGAAGCACAGAGGAAAAGAUAUUGAACUUCCAGCUACUAUUUAUGAAGCACUUCACUUGCCUGACAUCAAGUUUUUCCCUAACGUUUACGCCUUGCUUAAAGUCUUGUGCAUACUUCCAGUGAUGAAGGUGGAGAAUGAAAAAUAUGAGAUAGGACGGAAGCGCUUAAAGGCGUACCUGAAAAACACCUUGAGAGAGCAAAGGUCAUGCAACCUGGCUUUGCUGAACAUAAACUUUGAUAUCAAACAUGACUUAGAUUUAAUGGUGGACACCUACAUUAAACUCUAUCCAGAUAAGGUGGAAUUUCAAGAAGACUUUAUUCCCUCAAACAACUCUGAAGUAACAGAAGACUCUUAAUUUUUUUUAAGCUCUAACCAAUCUGUUGAAACAGCUUUUUCUUAAUUACGUUCCAACGCUAAGAAAAAAAAACAACUGUGAAAUCUGUAACAUCACUGCAAUUGUAUUUCCAUUUUAGGUCUCGGGCUGAAGAAGCCACGGUCAGUGACCCAAAUUAUGUUUUGUUAGUCCGCAUUAAAUGUGUUAUGUGAACAAAACCAAGCCUGAAAAUAAGCCCGUGCUCUUGGCAGAGGUGCUUUUUGCAUCUGAUUGACUUAACUAGGUGCUCGUUUACUUUAUUGCAUCUUGGAAAAAGUUAUUGUGGUUGUAGAUCGGAUGGGGCUGUUACACACUUGCUUAUAAAUUAGUAUAAGAAAAAAACCAAUGUUAAAAAGAGCGUAUUCCAUUUCAGUUCUGUUACUUAGGAUUUUAUUCUUUUUGAAAACUUUUUAAAAAAGUCUUCGAUGGAUAUUUAAUUGGCGUUUUGGAGAGUGGAUUCAGCUGUUGCACGAUCCCCGUGCCGUGGACUGUUCUCGGUGUAAAGUGAAUGUUAGUGGUGUAGAGGUACGUUUGCGGUUUUGUUGGAGGAGUCAGCUGCUUUCAUCUCUGGAUGACUGUUUACAUUCCUUUGUGUGAGACACAAACCUUCUCUUUUUUUUCUUUAGGCUUUUAAGAGGCAUGGCAGGAGUAUUGAAAUUCCUAAAAGACACUAAUAACUUAGAACUUAUUCCACAAACUUUGAAAUCUGUUUGUUCUGUCAUGACUCUGACACAAACCCGUGCAUCUUCUUGUCUGUUUAUUUGUAAACUUACCCACGAAAGACUAAAAUAAGAGUUCGUUCUUUGUCUAGAAGUAAGAUGGAAAAUAUUGCUGUUAUUUUUGGCAAGAAUGAAACAUUUUUGUACAGUUUAUUGCAAUUUAAAAUAAAAUGUGAAUUGCUUUUUACAUAGUAUUGAAUUUCUUAGUAAAGCUGUGCCUCUUCGAGAAGGUGUGUUUUAUAAGGUACCUUCUUAGUUUUGGCAAUUUUUUUCUCCGUUGUUUUUGCAAUUCUAGUGAGUGGCGUUGUCUUAAGACACAGGAUACUUUGUGUAAAAGCACUUUUGAUCUGUAUGUUCUCCUGAAGGGUUGGUUUUUUAAAAUAUUUUGAGAUAGCGCUAAAUACACUGCUUUUAAUUGUCAAGUUCUGCCUAACUGAAACAGGUGGAAAUCAAAUUUGAAAUGGUUAAAAAGUUAAGUUUUGCAGCUAUCCUGAUGCAUGCCAGCUUUACAACUGAUUUACAGUUGUCCUUUUAUGUACUUCCCAGUUGCAGGGGGAAAAGCCCCCAGCAACAGAAAAUGGCUUGAUUGUACAGACUGUGACAAAUACAGUUCUUAAUGUUUCAUUGCAUUGAAACAUUAAGAAUAAAUGGGGGGGGGGGGGGGGGAAGCCUUUACUAAGUAAGUUUAGGUAUUAAAGUGGGUAUGUGCAUCUUAAGAAAUGCUUUCAGGAGCUUUUAUUUACAUUGGAGUAGUAAAAAUUGCUCAAAAAAGUAUUAUCUUCUCUUUCCACUGCUAUCUGUAUAUGCUUUCUGGCAUGCUUUCGUGUUAAUGCAAUUGUUGCCUCGAUCAGUAAAGUGUUUUAGCUAAUAGAUUGCUCUGUUCCUCUUAAUAUAUGAAAAUAGCCCACAUCUAUGUUAAUGCUAUUAAAAAAAAAAAGGCAUUUUUUCAUUAGAAGCUGUAUGGAAAAUUGUCUUUUUUUUAAAGAAGAUCUCAGUUACAAUUUUAAUAAAAUAAAUAAAUAAAUGAAUCUUUCCCAUCCUGGGAAUGUCUGUGAGUUCCCCAGCUAAAGACAGCACCGCAAGGUGGUCGUGACCUCUGAGCUUGUGAGCCCCGUGUCGGUAACGUCAGGUGCUUGAUUAAUUGUUAUCGAUAAAGGCGGGGUGAGCCCAGGCUUACGGCCAUGACUGGGGAAGGAAGCUCGGUACCCAGUGCCAUACAAUUGGCCAAAAGAGCUGAAGGCUGCCUUCCAACUGUGUAAAUGAGAUCUUUUUGACCGAUGUGCUGAGGGAAAUUGAAGAAGGGAGAUGCAGUAAAACACCCUUUUAGCCACUGAAGUGUCCUCUGGAGCUCGGCUGAGACAUACAGUUGUGACUGGUGUUGCUAAUUAGCUGCCUCCAAGAGCCUUGACUGCUUGGUGGGCUUGGUCGUUGUGCAGCCAUUCACAGAGGUGCUUAGAUUGUCUGUAAUCGGGCAGAAGCUCCUUAUUUAGCCUGUGAGAGUUGUCCUGUUGGUGAGGAAUGCCUCAUUCUUCAGGCACGUCAGGGCAUCACUUAAGAACCUGUAGUCUGAUUAGCGACGGCUUGGUGGGGUGCGGAGGAAUAGCAGAUUGCAGUGGUUGGUACCCCUUUUCCUGAAGAGAUUUGUGUGGAGGAAAACCGUUUACUGAGACUGAAGCGGUUCCUAUCUUAUUUCUGGGGGUGCAGAGAAGGGAUGGAACUGAAGUGGAAUCUGGUAAUACAAUUUUAAAGCAAACACUAUUGCUGGAGCAGGUCAGAGACUGACAGAAGUAUCUGAAAAUGGGACAAAUAAUCACCCAAGAUAAAUUUUGAUUACUCUUCUUUUUUU
This is a messenger RNA of Phalacrocorax carbo (great cormorant), 5155 nucleotides long. The record is from RefSeq and is a predicted model, not a curated record. NCBI's taxonomy places the organism in Eukaryota, Metazoa, Chordata, Aves, Suliformes, Phalacrocoracidae.